AUGUAUUCAGCGCGACCUUUGAUGAAGGACCAUGACCCUACAGAUUCAACAGACACAGAAAGUCUCCUCACCGUAGAGCAAUCGCAAGAAAAGCUCCUACAUUCUGUACCAUCUAAUACAUCAAAACGCAACAAAGUACUAAAGACUUACCUGCAUAUUGCCGCUAUUGUCUUUUACAGCGUCAUCACCGUUAUACUAUAUACAUGGAGUACAAGAAUAAAUGAGAAACAGUGCGGCUGCGAUAAUGCGGCGAUCUAUUCUCCCGCGAGAACAGCUAUAGAGUACGAGAAACAAACCAUUGUUCAUAACCUUGCCGACAAUGGCAAAUAUAGAGGCCCACCACGACCAGAGCAGGAUGCGGCAUGGGAGGACCUUCUGAGAUAUAACAACCUCCGCAUACAAAAAGAAGACCUCGAAAAGGCAAACACUACCUCUGUACCCUUAAACGACGACCAGGGCGGCUACCUCGCGACUCUUGAUGUCUUUCACACACUCCACUGCGUGAACAAAAUCCGCAAAUCCUACUACUCCGACUACUACCACGACCCCAAUCCUCUUGUAGACCAACAGGAGCACUUCGAUCACUGCAUUGAUUUGCUUCGCCAAGUUAUCAUGUGUCACGGAGAUAUAUCUCUGCAUACAUACGAGUGGAAGGAUGACUAUAGAUGGCCAUGGCCUAGUAUGCGGACGGAACAUCAGUGUCGAAAUUGGGAUAAGUUGAUGGUUUGGUCGAAGGAGCAUUACCUUCCAAGUUUGACGGGUCCGAUACUAUCACAUCCAAGUUUGGGUAUAUCCUUUCGAGGGGAUGAACCUCAUAGUUGA
Messenger RNA from Talaromyces proteolyticus, 822 nucleotides. Its product is annotated as tat pathway signal sequence. The coding region runs from base 1 to 822 and encodes 273 amino acids. Gene Ontology annotation, biological process: mycotoxin biosynthetic process. The transcript is spliced from 4 exons. NCBI's taxonomy places the organism in Eukaryota, Fungi, Ascomycota, Eurotiomycetes, Eurotiales, Trichocomaceae. The record is from RefSeq and is a predicted model, not a curated record.